Molecule: messenger RNA, 606 nt
Organism: Morchella importuna
Lineage: Eukaryota; Fungi; Ascomycota; Pezizomycetes; Pezizales; Morchellaceae
Exons: 6
Coding region: 1-606 (201 amino acids)
Source: RefSeq, a predicted model, not a curated record
AUGUUUGACUAUGCUUCAUCUAAUAACCCUGAAAAAAACGUUUCCAAUAUUAAUCCGCCUGAUGAGGAUCCUAAUACGAAUAUCUGGGGGGAGGAUCCCCUAAAAUCUCUCACAGAUUGCAAGACUGCUGACCCUCACCAUCAGGGUACUGAUGGUGAGGGUCCACUGAUGUGUGACUACCCUGAUACCGACGAAGAUUCUCUGACGACUAGCCCGGAAAGCCUUCAAAAGAACACCUUUAAUGAUCGAUAUCGUGAAGGUCAAGCUCAUAAACAAAAUUGUCUUAGCACCUUUUAUGAUGAUGAUGACUCAGUCAGCUCAGACGAUCUAGAGAGAAGUGACAAUGAAAAUAUUGCUGGGCGUGCUGGAACAGACCAGAAUCUUUUGAAAGAAAACAAACCCGUGGAAGAGAUGUCGAAAUUGGCCGAUAAAGAUGUCGAUAAGGAUAUCAAAGAAGAAAAAGAAAUAGAUGGUCUUUUAGACCCGAAGACUCCUGAAGGUGGGGAUUGGGAACCCACUGAGGAAUGCAUGAGGCGGAGCCUCGAAAUAGCCAGCAAGAAGCUCAGAGAGUGGAAAAGAAGUCGAAAAAUUAAGAAGGGGACCUAA